Messenger RNA from Prionailurus viverrinus (fishing cat), 733 nucleotides. Its product is annotated as vegetative cell wall protein gp1-like. The coding region runs from base 1 to 687 and encodes 228 amino acids. The record is from RefSeq and is a predicted model, not a curated record. NCBI's taxonomy places the organism in Eukaryota, Metazoa, Chordata, Mammalia, Carnivora, Felidae. The transcript has 3 exons.
AUGAUGAUGGGAUCCCCGGGCCGCCCCCAGCGCUCCACAGGCGCGCCGCCCGGCUCCAGCCCGCGCGCGGCCACUCGGAGCCGCCCGGCCCGGCCCCGCCUCCGCGGCGCCCCUAGCCCGGCCGGCCCCCGUCCGGCCCGAGUGGGCGGCGCAGCGCGGGGGAGGGGUCGGAGGGGCGUCCCCGCCCCGGGCGCGGACACGCGCAGGCACCCCGCGUCACGCGAGGCCGACCAGGCGCACGCGGGGGCUGCGCCGGGGGACCCAGGAUCCCCGUCCCCCCGCGCCCCCACUCCGAGAGCCGGUCGGCUCAGGACUCGGCCGCGGCCGCGGGUCACCCUCUACCCCUACCCGGGCCCCGGGGCCAGCGGCAGCUGGUCAUUGUUCGAGCACAAAGGGCCGGGCGCCAAGGCGGCCGCCCUUCCCCCUCCGCUUCUUCGGUCGAAGCCUCCCCCGCAAGACACACUCUCGGGCUUCGGAGUCCAGAGCGAGACGCCGAGGGUCGGCUGCCCCUCCCCCGCCCCAACCCCUGCUACCGGGACCCUGCGCCCCAGGAUGAGUCGGGGGCCGAGGCUCGUGCCGGGCCUGCCCCCCACCCCCAGCGGUUGGUGGAGGAAUAUUUGGACUUGCGGAGGCGGCGCCACCUGGCGGCGCAUUCGGGAUAAGGGCACCACGAACAUGUUCGGGUGAAGGAAGGAGUGGAGCCCAGGUCACCCCACCCAGUGCAAGUCUCCAG